This is a messenger RNA of Apiotrichum porosum, 1056 nucleotides long. It is a transcript of the gene LIA1, whose product is annotated as deoxyhypusine hydroxylase. Bases 1 to 1056 code for a protein of 351 amino acids. The transcript has 3 exons. The record is from RefSeq and is a predicted model, not a curated record. Gene Ontology annotation, molecular function: deoxyhypusine monooxygenase activity. NCBI's taxonomy places the organism in Eukaryota, Fungi, Basidiomycota, Tremellomycetes, Trichosporonales, Trichosporonaceae. Gene Ontology annotation, biological process: peptidyl-hypusine biosynthetic process.
AUGGUAGGCGUCACAGUCACCCCCGAGCAGCUCGCGACCCUCCGCGCCACGCUCCUCAACACCUCGGGCGAGACCAAGCUCCACGAGCGCUUCCGUGCCCUCUUCAUGCUCAAGGCUGUUGGCGGCCAGGCGGUCAUCGACAUUAUUGCCGAGGGCCUCAAGGACGACUCGGCUCUCCUCAAGCACGAGCUCGCCUACGUCCUCGGCCAGCUGCACGAUCUGGCUGCCGUCCCCAUCCUCGAGGACGUCCUCAUCAACCCCACCGGUUCUCACUGCGCCAUGGUGCGCCACGAGGCUGCCGAGGCCCUUGGCGCCAUUUCCAGUCUCGACUCGCUCCCCGUCCUCCGCAAGUACCUUGACGACCCCGCCCGCGAGGUCCGUGAGACCUGCGAGAUUGCCGUUGGCAAGAUUGAGUACGACCACACCGAGGAGGGCAAGGCCCGCAAGGCCAACCCUGACUUCCCCACCAUUGACCCCGCCCCUUCGUCCGCCCGCGAGCCCGUGCCCGAGCUCCGCGCCGCCCUCCUCAACACCAAGCUGCCCCUCUUCGAGCGCUACCGCGCCAUGUUCGCUCUGCGCGACUACGGAGGUGCGAGCCGUGACGCCGUCCGCGCGCUGGCCGAGGGCUUUGGCGACUCGUCUGCCCUCUUCCGCCACGAGGUUGCCUACAUCUUCGGACAGCUCAGCUCGCCGCACUCGAUCCCGUCUCUCCUCCGCGUCCUCCGCGACGACAAGGAGGAGGAGAUGGUUCGCCACGAGGCCGCCGAGGCCCUGGGCGGCAUUGCGUCGGACGGUGCCGACGCCGACAUUGACCCCGAGGACGAGCCGCUCCCCGAGGGCGGUGUCCUCGUGAUCCUCCGCGAGUGGGCCGUCAAGAUGGACGCGCCCGAGGUUGUCCGCGAGUCGUGCCAGGUCGCCAUCGACAUGUGGGAGUACGAGAACUCGACCGACCAGUUCAACCCCCUCGACUCGCUCGCUGCCAACGGCGAAAAGUCCCACCUCACCGGCAUGGAGCGUUCCGCCCACGCCGCCGUCACCGCCGGUAUUGCGGCCUAG